Molecule: messenger RNA, 1198 nt
Organism: Pieris rapae (cabbage white)
Lineage: Eukaryota; Metazoa; Arthropoda; Insecta; Lepidoptera; Pieridae
Exons: 10
Coding region: 54-1073 (339 amino acids)
Source: RefSeq, a predicted model, not a curated record
AACUCUGUUUUCGUAUUGAGAAACUAGCUGUUUGAAAUACAACGUUAUUAAAAAUGGCAAAAAAAACAAUAAAAGUUGGGUAUUAUGCAAUUUAUUUAAUGGCUACCAUCGUAAAUACGCAAGAUUAUGAAGAUUUGAUGCCAACCGAUCAACCCGAAGAAGAGUGGCAUAUGGAUUUUAUGCCAACAGGCUACCUUCCUGAUAGCGUCUACCGAGAGCUAGCGUGGUACGGCAUACUCCAGAUUCAGCCUCUUCAUCAUAGUACAAAACAUAAAGUUGCUGCUCAAUUGAUUUGGCAACAUACACUUGGCAGACCACACGUUAUUAUGGAAAAUCCUCCUCAAUCAUUGCAAUCUGAAGGUAAAGUAAGUCGUCAAAUCCUAGCUGAAGAGGCAGCGAAGUGGUCUCGGGAACAAAGGGCUGCACAGGAAGUGCUUAUGGAGAAUAUCAAGAGUGGUGGUAAUGGACUCACAGUUCGUACUGUUAUUAGUGCUUCUAAAAAAACCACGUAUAUCAUACAGAAUGGUAAUUACUACAAAUGCCCUGAAGGAUCUGAACCUGAUUUGGAUGCUUAUAGAGUUCAGGCCAAUAUGCAUGAAAGAAAAUGUACUUAUUCUAAACAAUCAAUUCCCGUAUCAGUCGAUCCAUGCAUAGAAGCCGAGGUGGCGCCCAUAGAGUAUUCCUUUCACGAAGGUUGGAUGUUUUGUCUUGGCAAUGGGGAAAGGGAAAAUAAUUAUUUCCAAAACGGCACAAUAGAUUGUGGAAAUAAAACAAAAGUGUCAGUCGACGAAUUUUUAAGUAUAUGUGCGAUUGAUAAUAAUGUUGUUAUUACUUUCGAUUAUUUCGGAGACGAGCCACGUAAAGAUAUGAUGCACAAUGCCACCCUGUGUACAACUUGGGAUCCAUGCCGUUUAUCAUACUUAUAUAGGCUUGAGCCACCACCAGUUGAGCUGACGCCUGCUUUCCCAACAUCUACACCGAACCCUUGCGAUACAACCAUUUGUCCCGAGUGUGUUGAAGGAUUUACAGAGGACAGUGGAGUUCCGAUUGAUAUUGCAUCCGGCGAAGUUUAACGGAAAAGAAACUUACUUUUUUGUUCUAUAUACAAAUGUCCCUAUUCCAAUUUGAACCAUUUCAUUUAGCAGUGACAAAUUUUUAACGUACUUAAUAAUAAGAAAUAAAAAACUUGACUCGCAAA